AUGUCCUUUGCGGAGGUGGCUGUGCUCUUCGUGGAGGAGGAAUGGGCUCUCCUGGAUCCGGCCCAGAGAGCUCUCUACUGGGAAGUGAUGCAGGAAAUUUACGAGACUGUGGCUUCUCUGGGGCUUUGGGUCCCGGGGCCAUUCCUCGACUCUCAGCUGCAUCGAAGGGAAAGGCUGUUCCUCCAGAGCUCUGAGGAGGCAAGAAGGUGUGGAGUGGCCCUCUUGUCAGGUAUAGAAAUAUCUCGAAUGGUCAAAGAUGGCCACAUCUCUGACCUGGAGGAAGUGGAAGAGGCGUGUGUCCAGGACCCCAAGAAUAUAGAGCUACCAGCAGAUGAUGGGACUUUGAGGGAAGAGGAAGGCCUUGCCUCGGAAGGAGUGCCGGACACGUUACCUGGAGGUUCUCGAGAGAACGUGUCCUUCCCAGCUGAGCUAGAAGGAUCUCUGAAUCCCAAAGGCAACCUUAUCGCUUGGCUGGAGAAGGAGGAAGAAGUGUUUAUCCAUGAGUACAAGGAAACUGUGCUACCAGCAGGAAAUGAGUGGGAGUCAGAAAGAGACUCGGAACCAGGAGAGGUGUCUGUGGCAAGAGUUGGAGAUCUGGAGGCAGAAGAAGAAUCUGGGAAAAGAGAUAUGAGAAAGAGACAGCUGAGAAGGAAAACUGAAGCCCAGUGGGAGCGGACAAAAGAAUUGGUUGCUGCUCAGUGUAGGAACUCACAUGAGAUCUCAGGCCAUGAUAAAACACAGAAAGAAAAGAGAAGGAAUAAAUGCUGUGUGAAUGGGAAAGGGUUCAUCUACAAAUUUAGGAUUAUGAAAGAACAAAACAUUCAAACAGGAGAGAAUCCAUACAAAUGCUUAGAAUGUGGAAAGAGGUUCUCUCAAAAUUCCCACCUUACUGUGCAUGGGAGGAUUCAUACAGAGGAGAAGCCAUUUAAAUGCUUGCAGUGUGGGAAGAGCUUCUCUCGGAAUGACAGUCUUACUUUACAUCAGAGGAUUCACACAGGGGAGAAGCCAUUUAAAUGCUUGCAGUGUGGGAAGAGUUUCUCUGAGAAUGGCAGCCUUAUUGUGCAUCAGAGGAUUCACACAGGAGAGAAGCCAUAUAAAUGCUUGGAGUGUGGGAAGAGUUUCUCUGAGAAUGGCAGCCUUAUUGUGCAUCAGAGGAUUCACACAGGAGAGAAGCCAUAUAAAUGCUUGGAGUGUGGGAAGAGUUUCUCUGAGAAUGGCAGCCUUAUUGUGCAUCAGAGGAUUCACACAGGAGAGAAGCCAUAUAAAUGUUUGUUGUGUGGAAAGAGUUUCUCUAAGAAUGGCAGCCUUACUGUGCAUCAGAGGAUUCACACAGGAGAGAAGCCAUAUAAAUGUUUGGUGUGUGGAAAGAGUUUCUCUAAGAAUGGCAGCCUUACUGUGCAUCAGAGGAUUCACACAGGAGAGAAGCCAUAUAAAUGUUUGUUGUGUGGGAAGAGCUUCUCUGAGAAUGGCAGCCUUACUGUGCAUCAGAGGAUUCACACAGGAGAGAAGCCAUAUAAAUGCUGGGAGUGUGGGAAGAGCUUCUCUCGGAAUGACAGUCUUACUUUACAUCAGAGGAUUCACACAGGGGAGAAGCCAUUUAAAUGCUUGGAGUGUGGGAAGAGUUUCUCUGAGAAUGGCAGCCUUAUUUUGCAUCAGAGGAUUCACACAGGAGAGAAGCCAUAUAAAUGUUUGGUGUGUGGAAAGAGUUUCUCUAAGAAUGGCAGCCUUACUGUGCAUCAGAGAAUUCACACAGGGGAGAAGCCAUUUCAAUGCUUAGAGUGUGGGAAGAGUUUCUCUGAGAAUGGAAGCCUUAUUGUGCAUCAGAGGAUUCACACAGGAGAGAAGCCAUAUAAAUGUUUGGUGUGUGGAAAGAGUUUCUCUAAGAAUGGCAGCCUUACUGUGCAUCAGAGGAUUCACACAGGAGAGAAGCCAUAUAAAUGUUUGGUGUGUGGAAAGAGUUUCUCUAAGAAUGGCAGCCUUACUGUGCAUCAGAGGAUUCACACAGGAGAGAAGCCAUAUAAAUGUUUGUUGUGUGGGAAGAGCUUCUCUGAGAAUGGCAGCCUUACUAGGCAUCAGAGGAUUCACACAGGAGAGGAGCCAUAUAAAUGCUUGGAAUGUGGGAAGAGCUUCUCUCGGAAUGACAGCCUUACUGUACAUCAGAGGGUUCACACAGGGGAGAAGCGAUAUAAAUGUAUGGAGUGUGGCAAGAACUUCAGUCGAAGCAAGCUUGCUAUACAUCAAAACAUUCACUCAUAG
Messenger RNA from Eublepharis macularius, 2256 nucleotides. Its product is annotated as zinc finger protein ZFP2-like. Gene Ontology annotation, cellular component: nucleus. Gene Ontology annotation, molecular function: RNA polymerase II transcription regulatory region sequence-specific DNA binding; DNA-binding transcription factor activity, RNA polymerase II-specific. NCBI's taxonomy places the organism in Eukaryota, Metazoa, Chordata, Lepidosauria, Squamata, Eublepharidae. The coding region runs from base 1 to 2256 and encodes 751 amino acids. The transcript is spliced from 6 exons. The record is from RefSeq and is a predicted model, not a curated record. Gene Ontology annotation, biological process: regulation of transcription by RNA polymerase II.